AUGUACGACGACGUGCUCAACGGGCUUGGCGUCGGCAGCGCGUGUAGGGGAGAGACCCGGGGCGGUCGCCUCCUGGCCGGCUUCACCGCCACACCGCGAAGAGCGGACGGGCUGUCCCUGCGGCCUUUCUUCGACCACAGUAUCGGGGGUCUGGACCUCCACUGGGGCAUCGCGAACGGAUACCUCGUCGACAUCCACGCCUUUGCCGUCAGAACCACCACCGACAUCGCCGCGCUGCCUACUCGCAUGCAGGACUUUUCCGCCGGCGCGCUGUCUACUGCGGUGAACAACGACGUCCGCAAUGAGGCCGCCGCGCGCGCGAUGCUGGAGUUCGGUGCGGGGGAACCCUCAUCUUCGGGGAAGAAAAAAUCCCCGAGGGGAAUCGCUUUCUGCGCGGACGUCCGUCACGCGCACGACCUCGCCCGCGUCCUGAACGAGCACAAUAUUUCGGCGAUGGCGGUCGACGGGGGCAUGAACAAAAAGGAUAGAGGUCGGGCGUUAGCGGCCUUCCGGUCCGGGGAGGUUUCCACUCUCACCAACUGCGGCGUCCUCACGGAGGGUUUUGACGCGCCCUAUUGUGACACGAUUGUCAUGUGCCGCCCGACCCAGUCGGCCCCUCUCUACAUGCAGAUGAUUGGCCGCGGCACUCGCCCGUGGUUGUCACCAACGCCCCAAGUGAGGCCUGCGAACAAUGCGGAUGCGGGUGCUGAUUCGACGGCCUCGAGGCGACGGAGUGACAUUGCGGCAUCACCAAAGCCGCGUAUGCAUGUGAUCGACCUGGUCGAUAACUGCGGGAAGCACAAGGUGAUGAGCAUGUCGGCUGCCCUAGGGCUGUCCUCCGGGUUUCGCGGCGACGAUGCUGGUACGGACGGAAUGGGUGGGGCGUUCUCCGUGGAGCAUGUCGGGUCCCUCGCGGCAGAAGCCAUGUCUUUGGUCGAUGCUGACGGCGCUGCCGAGGUGGAAAAUGCUUGUUCUCAUCCCCUGCUGGAAGCCAAAACCCCUCGGGAGCUUGCGCUGCUUGUGAAGCACUACCGCCUCCUGCAGGGAGCAAAAACAGCGGAGACUACGCUGACGGUGACAGGAAGAGGGGCCAACGAUGGAACUUCUUCUCCCGGUUGGGACUUGUCCCAGCUUUGCGUUGGAGAUCGAAUCGGGAAGGACUCGUUCUUGAGGGUUAUCGUAGAGGCCAUCUUGUUGGGGUACGAAGAAGGCCAAGACGAUGACGAAAGCGAAGAUUUCGACGAUGAGGAUGUCGACUACGACGACACUGAUCACGAUUGUGGCGACUACGACGACGAAGACGGUUGCGAAAGAAGCUUCAGCAAGCCGCAUCCAAAAACGAAACGACGACGCUUUCCUCGUGCCCCCAUCCGAACCCGUCCGUGGCGCAAGAAGAAACCCUUUGCCGCCGGUUCCGCGACCGUGCGCAUGCGCCACCCAUCGUCGGGCACCAUUUUUUCGUGGAGAACGUCCGGGGUUAAGGAUACGAGCGGCGCGGAACUGCAUGAGGGGGCGUCGUACCGGUUGGUGGCCACGGUAACAGAGGCGUUGGCAGCAGGCGGGGCGGAAGAAGCGGGAGAGGUCGGGUUAACGAGAUGUCGGCUCACACUUGUGACGGCCGAUGCGUCUGGCGGCCGCCGGUAG
Ectocarpus siliculosus is the source of this 1644-nucleotide messenger RNA. Lineage: Eukaryota; Phaeophyceae; Ectocarpales; Ectocarpaceae. The record is from the annotation of a GenBank genome assembly.